GGGUCCUGUCACUUGUCAGUGCUGUCACAGCAAAUAUAUAUCAAAAGAUAUCAAAAAUAUACUUUUAUUGUUUUUCGUACCGAAAAUAAAGAGGCAUUUCAUAUGAAGUAGGUUUUUUUCAUAUAUUAUUGGGUGUCAAAUUUUUACAUUUACUAUUUAACCACGAAUUUAAGACAUUCCAAUUACAAGCCGAAACAAUUGGAAAAAUAGUUUUUUGUGUAAAUAAACAAAUAAAUUAUGUGGCCUCUAGACAACAUAUAUUGUCUUUAAUACUGUUUAAACGUACUUUAUUAAAUACUAUCUUUAUAUAACCAUACUGUGUGUUUAUCAGCUUUUUCUGUAAUAAAAUAAGUUAGGUUAGGUGCACUAAAUCUAUAUAAAACAUUAAUUAAUCAAAAAUUAAAAACCAUGUAUAAAGGAGAAAUGGACUCUUCAACUGAACUAGAAUCACAGUUUAUUCUACGUUUACCAGUGGAACCUGCAAAAGUUUUACGUGAGGCAAUACGAAAUAAUAGUACAUUGAAAGACCGGAUGUCUAUUAAAAUUGAAAAUGAUUUACGUCAUGGAGAAGUUCGAGUUGACCAUUGGCUUAUGACUGCAAAGGUUGUAGAUUUACCAACAAUUGUGGAAUCCCUCAAAACGAUUGAUGGUAAAGGUUUCUAUAAAACUGCCGAUAUUUGUCAAAUGUUAAUAUGUAUGGAAGAUGACGACCAAACAACUACAGAUGAAGAUUCACCACAGAAGAAAAAGAAAGAUCCAAACAAAGUAGAAAAGAAAUAUUUAUGGCCUCAUGGCAUUACUCCACCAGCAAAGAAUGUACGAAAGAGACGUUUUAGGAAGACAUUACGAAAAAAGUAUGUUGAGGCACCAGAAAUUGAAAAAGAAGUAAAGAGGCUUCUCAGAAUUGAUAAUGAUGCUGUCAGUGUGAAGUGGGAGGUCAUAAACGAAGACGAGAAUAAAGUCAAUAAAGGAACUGUUGUUAAGAAAGAAACAAAUGAACCGCCCAAAAGUGUGGCUGAACACGAUAUAUUUGGAGGAGCUGUUAGUGACUCUGAAGAAGAAGAUGCUCAUCUUAAUGUUUUGGAUGUACUAGAUGAAAAUAGUCAGAAUUCAGCAGAAGAUAGCCAUCUUACAGAUUCCAAUUCGGUUCUAAAUACAUCUGCAGAACCUAAAUUAUUAACAGAAUUUACAAGUGAUAUGUUUAGAGAUAUUCAAGAACAUGUUGAUAUCAGUCGAAACUUAAUGCAACAAAUAGACUACUACACACCAUCUAAUUCUAGUAUUUCUUAUUCGGAAUCAAAUUUAAGCAAAGCUAACGUUCAUGCAAGGAUAGAUGAAAUUGAUGUAGAGCUAGCCGAUUUAAAAGCAAGGCGCCAACAACAAGAAAUAAAAAUAGAGAAUAUUGAAAACUUGGCUUUACGACAGAGAUUCCAAGAAAACUUAGAAAGACUGUUGCAAGAGCAAAUAGAAAAGGAACAAGAGAAAUAUGAUUUAAUUGAACUGAUAAAGCAAAUAGAUUGACAGGAUGAGAUUUUAGUUUUACAGUCGGAUCUUUAUAAUACUGAGUGAUAGUCCUUUUUUUUACCUUAUAUCCACAGCUUUCUUUAUAUCGUCUUAGUUUUAUAAAUUUUUGAUAACUUUGUUUUUUAAUAUACAAGGGCGUACCUAGGGUGGGGCAAGAGGGGUAUGUGGCCUGGGUGUUACUCAACGGGAGGCACAAAAUUUGUAAAUUAUUAAACUUAAAAAUAAAAGUAAACCAACGAUAUAAUUCAUAUUCCCGUGAUUCCUGUGCGUGAUAGGCUUUCCUGAACGAGCGAAAGGCAAGGAAGGUACAAUUUUAAGUGCAUUUUUACAGACUAAUUUUCAUUCUAAAACAGAAAAUAAAAAUAUUAUGUAAGAUUUGUGACUGUUUCAUUUAAUUGUAUCUGUUUAGUUUAUAUUUAGAUAAUUUAUGAAUGGGCGCAACUUCGAUUUUUGCCCUAGGCGCCAUUUCCGAUUGGUACGUCUCUGUUAAUAUGCUAAUAAAAUAUGCUGUAAUUGUAAGAUACUUAGAUAGAAAAGUGAUAUAAGAAUUAUUUUUUUAAUUACCGUUAUGAAAUGAAACAAUAUUACGAAUUAAAACUUACAAUUAGUAGUUUUUGGAAAGAAGUUACUAACAAAUAAUUAAUUUUUAAAAUUGUAGUUUUUAUUAAUUUACAUUGUAUUUUAUCCAAUUUUGUUGCAUUGAUAUAAAUUGAAUAGAAUUUAUAUAUACCUGAUAUAUUAUUAAUUAGAAAGUGUAAUAAAUUAUACAU
Messenger RNA from Anoplophora glabripennis (Asian longhorned beetle), 2294 nucleotides. RefSeq names its product transcription initiation factor TFIID subunit 7. Gene Ontology annotation, biological process: RNA polymerase II preinitiation complex assembly; transcription initiation at RNA polymerase II promoter. NCBI's taxonomy places the organism in Eukaryota, Metazoa, Arthropoda, Insecta, Coleoptera, Cerambycidae. The record is from RefSeq and is a predicted model, not a curated record. The transcript has 5 exons. Bases 409 to 1521 code for a protein of 370 amino acids. Gene Ontology annotation, molecular function: RNA polymerase II general transcription initiation factor activity. Gene Ontology annotation, cellular component: transcription factor TFIID complex.